This is a messenger RNA of Meloidogyne enterolobii, 1653 nucleotides long. The record is from the annotation of a GenBank genome assembly. Lineage: Eukaryota; Metazoa; Nematoda; Chromadorea; Rhabditida; Meloidogynidae.
AUGUGGAUAUUAUUACAAUAUAUCUCUAAUGCAAAAUCAAUAGAAAAACAAUUGGCCAGUGGUUCUUCUACAGCUUCAGUUUUGGGUUUACCAUCAAGUGCUGGACUUGAUACAGAAAAUCGAGAAUUAGUUUUACAAAUUUUUAAUGUUCUUUAUACUGAUAAUUCGAUGAAUUGGGGCAAUUCUUGUUCAACAGAACAGCCAUUGGAAAUGGUCCGUUUCUUCGCCCCAGCUGCAAUAUGGUCUCAUCUGGUCACAUCAAUUUCUGCGGCACCAGGAUCUGAACAACUUCCACAGCCUCAACCACCUGAAAAACUUCGAAAAUUAAUUGAUUUUAUUGAGAAUCAAUUACGAGAUAAUAAAGACCAAAAACAAUUGGAAAGAAAUACUGCAUUAUUAGCUGUUGUAGCCAAUUCAUAUAGUAAUAAUCAUGAUGUUUUUGUUGAACAUGUAAAUAAUACUGUCUUUCCUGAAUUGUCAAAAGUCGGGCAACAACGAAAUCAGACAAUAUCUCCAACAAUUCAACAAGAAAAAUGGACACUUCCAUGUGGUCGUAAAACAGAGCCAUUCCUUCGUGCUUUAGAAUUAACAUUUUUGGAUUCUUUAACAUUUCAUGCUAAACGUCAAUUAUAUAAUUAUGCUCUAAAUCGUGUUUUUAAAUUAAUAUUACCUCCAUUAGGGCAUCAACAACAACAACCAUCUCCACCUAUUUUUAGAUUACCUUCUCCUGCUUUAGUAGAAAGUAUUGCACGUCUUUUACUUAGUACUGAAUUAUGUGACCAAGAUGGAGCAAAUUUCUUUUAUCAUGCCCUCUUAACAUUAAAACCUGUGCAAAAUGAGUCACAAAAUAUGUUUUUGGCACGAAAUGAUUUUUUGGCACUUCUCUUGGAAUUAUUAAAUUUUCGACUUCAAAAUAUUGGAUUUGGGUGGAAAUGGGAUUUUGGAAAUAGAAUAACUUUUAUACUAAAAAUUAUUGAUCAAUUAUUACAUAAUAAAUCUAUUGAACAAUCACCUAUGCCAGUUAUUAUUCAAAUGGCUCAACUUUUAGAACAAACUUUGUUACGUUUCGCGCAGUGCACUUUUCCAAAUGAUUUGAUUAUUGCUUCAGCUGUUGUACUUACAAAAACAUAUAUUGUUAAAUUUUCGCCGGAGAUUUGCCGCAUUUUACUUCUCAAAGCUAUUCGUGCAUUCAAAUUAUUAGGAGAUGUUUACAAACCCUCCACUGGAAACCUUUCCACUGAUGUUCAACCAAUUCAAGCCGCAGAUGAAAAAACAUUGAUGGAUAUGAUUCCACAAUUAGGCUGGCAAUGGCCGAGAUUUGAACUUCAAUGGUUUCCAACAAAUUUACAACAAGUUCUACAUAAACAAAUGGCUAAAAAUGAAGAAGAAUUGACUGCUAAACAUUCUCAAAAAUUAUUAGAAUUGGAACAAGCAAGUGCUCAAGAAAUGCAAAAUUUGGUGCAUUUAAAUAUUGAAUAUUUUAUGGUAAUUUUUAAUAAAAAAAUUUCCUUGAAAUAAAUUAUUUUUCUCAGCAACCUCGUCCAUCUUCACAACCUCCUACUCUCUUUAUUUCCAUUUUCCGCUGUCUUUACCAAUCUCAAUUUACAAAUUUUCAAUUCCCACAACCUCAAAACCCUCCACCUUCAUCAACAC